AUGCUCACUGACUUUAGCCUCGCGCGAAAAGUUGAUAUCAACACGAAAGCUUUCACAUCCGAAGUUGUAACGCUCUGGUAUCGGUCUCCGGAACUGCUUCAUGAAUGUAAAAAGUACACGAAGAGGUGGACAUCUGGAGUAUCAGUUGCAUCUUCGCUAAACUGGCCACCAAAACGCCACUUUUCCCCUAUCGACCAACUCCACCAAAUCUACAAAAAGUUGACAACACUCACUGAAAAAGGCUGGCCAAGAAUGCUUAAACUGCCGAAAUCUGAGGGGCAGUUCCCUCAGUACACCAACAGUAUCAUUGACAGCGAAUUCAAUGACUAUAUGGAUGCAGAUGGAAUUCAGUUUUUGAAAAAGAUACUCAUAUACAAUCCGGCCAGACGUGCCUCGGCGAAAAUGCUUCUCAAGGAUGUUUACUUCAACGAUGCUGAUCGAAGCAAACCACCCGUCAAAAAUUACGAUGAAACACUGAAACCUCCAACUUGA
Molecule: messenger RNA, 492 nt
Organism: Gongylonema pulchrum
Lineage: Eukaryota; Metazoa; Nematoda; Chromadorea; Rhabditida; Gongylonematidae
Source: the annotation of a GenBank genome assembly